AUUUAUCCUUCAUGAAAAAAAGAAAAACCCCAGAUAAUUAAGCUGAGGUUUGGGGGUUUUUCCUGCAAGUUUUGUUUCUGCUAGAGGCAGAGAAAAAACUCAAAAGUGAACAACAAUGGCGUUUCUACUACAAGUUUAUUCAAUCCCAUUCUCACGUACCUCCAUCCGCUCACACGCUUUAGCCUUUACAAUUUGUUCUCGUUCUUUUCUAUCUUCUUCUUCUUCUUCUUCCUCUUCUUUCUCUACUAUUCCAACUGCUACUACAAUCAAUAACUCAAAUAUCUUUAAAGUUUCAUCUCAAAUUUCACAAACAUCUCCUACAAGUGUGUCGCAAUCUGAUUCUCGAAUUCUUCUGGGUAUGUCUGAGCAAGAACUUCAACAACUUGCCCUCGAUUUUGGACAGCAAAGUUAUCGAGGGAAGCAGAUUUAUCAUCUUAUUUACAAGAGGAAAGUGAAAGAGAUUGAAGAAUUCACCCAAUUGCCACAGGUAUUGAGGAAUGAGAUGCAAGAAGCAGGGUGGAAGGUGGGUCGAUCUCCUGUGCAUCAUACUGUCACUGCUGCUGAUGGCACAAUCAAGCUACUUUUGAAGCUGGAAGAUAACAGGUUGGUUGAAACAGUUGGCAUACCAGUGAAAGAUGAUGAGAAGGGUUCAAUGCGUCUUACGGCUUGUGUUUCAUCACAGGUUGGUUGCCCAUUACGAUGCUCGUUUUGUGCUACUGGGAAGGGAGGUUUCUCAAGAAACCUUAAGAAACAUGAAAUUGUCGAACAGGUCUUGGCUAUAGAAGAUGUUUUUGGCCAUCGCGUCACAAAUGUUGUUUUCAUGGGAAUGGGUGAGCCAAUGCUCAACUUAAAAUCUGUUGUUGAAGCACAUCGAUGUUUGAAUAAGGACAUUGAAAUUGGGCAAAGAAUGAUCACUAUAUCGACUGUGGGAGUUCCUAAUACAAUCAAGAGAUUGGCUUCGUACAAACUUCAAUCCACGUUAGCCAUCAGCUUGCAUGCACCAAACCAGAAACUUAGAGAAAAGAUCGUGCCAAGUGCAAAAGCAUACCCCCUGGAAGCAUUGAUGCAAGAUUGCCGGGGUUACUUCCUUGAAACUAAUCGACGAGUGUCUUUUGAGUAUACUCUCUUAGCUGGUGUAAAUGACUCGGUCGAGCAAGCAAUAGAACUUGCCGACCUACUGCAUCAAUGGGGACGAGGUCAUCAUGUUAACCUCAUACCUUUCAAUCCGAUUGAAGGCUCUGAGUACAAACGGCCUCACCGAAAGGCGAUCCACGCGUUUUCCGCUGCUCUGGAGUCCCGCAACAUAACCACUAGUGUACGUCAGACUAGGGGUUUCGAUGCAAGCGCAGCUUGCGGACAGCUGAGGAACAAAUUCCAAAAGACACCUCUGCUUAGAGACAAAGAAAUCGAGCAAUCUGGAGAUGUUGCUUUUGCUUGUUGAUGAAUUACAUUACAUUCAUUAUUAAACUUCCGCUAUAGAAACGAAGGACACGAAAGGCCGUUUGCAACAGCCGAUGCCCUAUAAUGGUGCGCAUUUCGGGCUUCAGCUGCCCAUCUUGGCAAUUUUCGAUUGUGGAAUUGUUCCGAGGGCGAGUUCUAUAAAUGUUGUUGAUAUUAUUGAUCAUGAUAAAGUAAUCCUCAAUGGUGAAACCGAGCUCAAAGAUCUGCUACAGAUGGACUUACGGACCGUAACAUGAUCCCUUGAGAAAGCUAAGCUUGAAUUUUGAAGGUUGUGUACACUAUACACUUGUGUAAUAGUAAGCAUAGAAUGAACUAUCUAUAUUCUAAAUUACUUUGUAUACACAAUACAACUUGUAUUUUGGAGUGAAUUUGAGUAAAUUUAUGACAAGUUCAAAUUAA
Messenger RNA from Amaranthus tricolor (Joseph's coat), 1860 nucleotides. RefSeq lists its product as uncharacterized. Bases 116 to 1441 code for a protein of 441 amino acids. NCBI's taxonomy places the organism in Eukaryota, Viridiplantae, Streptophyta, Magnoliopsida, Caryophyllales, Amaranthaceae. The record is from RefSeq and is a predicted model, not a curated record. The transcript has 10 exons. Gene Ontology annotation, biological process: rRNA base methylation; tRNA methylation. Gene Ontology annotation, molecular function: iron-sulfur cluster binding; RNA methyltransferase activity.